Messenger RNA from Thlaspi arvense, 2736 nucleotides. The record is from the annotation of a GenBank genome assembly. Lineage: Eukaryota; Viridiplantae; Streptophyta; Magnoliopsida; Brassicales; Brassicaceae.
UCAAAGGUCUUACUGAUAAUGAACUGAACAUUUUUUUGUGUGUACUGCCUCAAGAUAAAUCAAACUACUGAAAGUUUCUUUAUUUGUUUUCUUCAUUGACUAUUUCGAUGGGAGAUUCAAGUAGAGGAGGAUCUUUGAGGGUAGAGUUGUUACAUGGUAACUUAGACAUUUGGGUUAAGGAAGCUAAACAUCUUCCUAACAUGGAUCGGUUAAGAAAGUACCGGAAGAACAGUACAAGUGAUCCUUUUGUGUCUGUCUCUAUUUCAGGUGCUAAGAUCGCCAAAACUUUUGUGAUCAGCAACGAUGAGAAUCCUCUGUGGAUGCAGCAUUUCGAUGUACCGGUGACUCAUAGUGCUGCGGUAGUUAAGUUUAAGGUGAAAGACAGUGACUAUAUCGGAGCAAAGAUCAUUGGGGCUGUUGAAAUCCCAACCAAAGUGUUGUGUUCGGGUGAUAAAAUCGAAGGUUUUUUUCCAAUACUUGACAGUAGUGGGAAGCCUUGUAAAAAGGGUGCUGAGUUGAGUUUGUCUAUUCAAUACACUCCAAUGGAAAAGAUGAGGCUUUACCAAACCGGUGUUGGUUUUGGUAAUGAGUGUGUAGGAGUUCCCGGUACGUAUUUCCCUUUAAGGAAAGGCGGUACGGUUACUCUGUACCAGGAUGCUCAUGUUGAUGAUGGUACUCUCCCGAGUGUAGAUCUUGAUGGUGGGAUGAAGUACAUACAUGGAAAGUGUUGGGAAGAUAUGGCUGAUGCGAUAAGACAGGCACAGAAGUUGAUUUAUAUCACUGGUUGGUCGGUUAACCAUCCGGUUAGGCUGGUUCGUCGUAACAAUGAUCCAACCGAUGGUACGUUAGGGGAUUUGCUAAAAGUCAAAUCUCAAGAAGGUGUUAGAGUGUUGGUUUUGGUAUGGGAUGAUCCAACUUCAAGGAGCAUUUCAGGCUUAAAAGUUAGUCAUGGACUGAUGAAAACAAACGAUGAGGAGACUCGCCAUUUCUUCAAGCACUCGUCGGUGCAAGUUCUUAUGUGCCCUAGAUCUAGUGGCAAAGGUCACGGCCUCGUAAAAAAAUCUGAAGUUGAAACAAUCUACACCCAUCAUCAGAAAACAGUAAUUGUAGAUGCUUAUGCAGCUAAUAAUCGAAGGAAGAUCAUAGCGUUUGUUGGAGGGCUAGAUAUGUGCAAGGGACGAUUUGAUACUCCAAAGCAUCAUCUAUUUAGGACACUAAAGACACUCCAUAAGGAUGACUUCCAUAACGCAAAUGUUGAGACUACUGCAAAUGAGGGACCAAGACAACCAUGGCAUGAUAUGCACAGCAAGAUUGAUGGUCCAGCUGCAUAUGAUGUGCUUACUAAUUUCGAGGAACGCUGGCUCAAGGCUUCAAAACCUCGCAGGAUUUGGAAACACAGAUCUUCUUAUGAUGAUUCUUUGCUAAAUAGAGACAAAAUUUCCGAAAUCAUGGGAAUGUCUGAAGCAUGUUCUGAUGCUAAUGAGAAUGAUCCAGAGUCUUGGCAUGUUCAGGUUUUCCGUUCAAUUGAUUCAAGCUCAGUCAAAGGAUUUCCAGAGAACCCAAAAGAAGCUACUGGAAGAAAUCUUGUAUGUGGGAAGAAUAUGUUCAUAGACAUGAGCUUACACACGGCCUAUGUUAAGGCCAUAAGAUCUGCUCAGCAUUUCAUCUACAUUGAAAACCAAUAUUUUCUUGGAUCAUCAUUCAACUGGGAUUCAAACAAGGACUUGGGUGCUAACAAUCUAAUCCCUAUGGAAAUCGCGCUUAAGAUUGCUAAUAAGAUUAGAGCAAAAGAGAAGUUUGCUGCUUAUAUUGUCAUUCCAAUGUGGCCAGAAGGUGAUCCAAAAAGUAAGCCUAUGCAGAGAAUUCUAUACUAUCAGUAUGAAACCAUGCAAAUGAUGUAUCGAACUAUCUACGAGACACUUGUGGAAGUUGGACUUGAUGGUCAGCAUGAGCCACAAGACUUUUUAAACUUCUUCUGUCUUGGAACCAGGGAGGUUGCUGAUGCUAAUGGAACAGUUAGCUUAUAUAGCCCUUUGAAUCCACCUAAGAAAACUGCAAAUGCUACACUGGUGCAAGUUCUGAAGAGUCGGAGAUUCAUGAUAUAUGUUCAUUCCAAAGGGAUGGUUGUGGAUGAUGAGUUUGUCCUGAUUGGUUCUGCAAAUAUCAACCAGAGAUCCUUGGAAGGAACUAGAGACACUGAGAUCGCCAUGGGAGGGUAUCAGCCUCACCAUUCAUGGGCUAAGAAAGGUUCUCGUCCUCGUGGUCAGAUCUUUGGAUAUAGAAUGUCAUUGUGGGCAGAACAUCUAGGGUUUCUAGAGCAAGGUUUCGAGGAACCAGAGAACAUGGAAUGCGUGAGAAGAGUUAGACAGUUGAGUGAGAUGAAUUGGAGACAGUACGCAGCAGAGGAAGUCACAGAGAUGACAGGUCAUCUUCUUAAGUAUCCAGUUCAAGUCGAUGGAACAGGCAAAGUGAGUUCUCUUCCUGGAUGCGAGACAUUCCCAGAUCUCGGUGGCAAGAUCAUAGGCACGUUCUUUCCGCUCAAAGAAAACAUUACCAAGAUCAUAAGCACUUUCCUUCCGCUCAAAGAAAACAUUACCAUCUGAAACUUACUUUGUAGUGUCAACAUUUCUUCUUUGUUACUUUCUCUUCAAGAAACCUCUCUUAGAGUGAUCUGAAUGUAUGUGUAUUUCAAACACUUCAUAGUCGACGCUAAUUUCUUUAAAAAGUGGAUUUACU